AUGCAGUUUUCGAACUAUGGCGCGCAUUCGGUUCAGCCAGACCCAAGGUUGGCAUAUUCCAGAUGCACCGUCCCUCCUCAGCACCUUCCUGUGCAGACGGAGCAGCAGUUUGUUAUGGUCCCAUCCUGGUGGAUGCCAACGGAUUGCACGAACCAGGCACCUGCGCCUCCGCAGCAGCAGGUGUUGAAACUGCAAGAGCUCCUUCGAUUCGAAAACUCCCUAGAGCUUUGGCAGCCCAAAGCGGAUGCCUCGCAGCAAGUUUGGCUCCAGCCAAGCAGCAACCUGGCCGACGUCUCUCCCGGGAUCGAGAACGGUCAAAUAGGAGUUCCGGAGCAGGCGUGGGAAGCAGCCGAGGAUGUGGAGGAGAUACUCUCCUCCACUGUGGUGCAGAACGCAGAACAAUGCUUCUCGGCUCAAUUGCAGCUGGUGGCUCACUUAGCAGCAUGGUUGACAAAGCGUUGGGCGUCGUUUCUGUUCCAAGACUUUGAGGUGCAGCUGCGGGACUUGCCGCACCCCCUCAAGAAAGCCGGUGAGAAAGCCGUGGAGAAGUGGUUGUCCUUGUUUCAGCUGGGCGGCAGCAAAGGCAGCGCAGGAUUCAGUCUAGCUUGUCCGGUUGCCGUUGAGUUCAGCGAAAUUCCCUUCCUCAAGGAGACCUGCACACAGGCCUGGAACAAGCCGCAAAUCCCCAAGGGCAACGGAUUGGACAAUCUGUUGAACGACCCACGUCUGGCGAAAGUUCUGUCAGCACUCAGGUCGAAGGCCUACGAACUGACUUAUUCGCGUGCCAUCAUGAGAACUGUUUGGGCCGUUGGCAAGCUCGGGCUGAAAGGUAGGGAUGUCCAGGGCAUCAUCGCCGUGCUCGCCGAAACUUCACAGCCCAUACUGACUCAGUUUUCGUGCCAGGAGCUCUCCAACACUCUGUGGGGGCUUGCCAGGCUGAGCGAGAGCAUGCAAGGCCUGAAGCCGGAAGGAAUUCGGCUCGCCUAUGCAGUCAUGGCGCAAGGCGUGUCACGGCUCUCGCAGUUCAGCACACAGUGCCUCACAAACAGCCUCUGGGCAGUAGCAAAGCUGGGGCUGCGCGGCGAGGAAGUGCGAGAUUUCUCCAACCAGUGCCUGAGCCAAAUUCACUUGGUACUGUUCAAGGAGAUGUCCCCACAGGGUCUCGCCAACAGCCUCUGGGCCUGUGCCAAGCUCCAGUCAGACAGCCGGGAGGCAAUCUUGGACAUUGAGGUCGUGGGGCGCUUCUGCAUCGAUGCAGCAAGGCGUGCGAUGGCUUCCGAAGACCUGCUGAAGCUCUUCUUCCCGCAGGAGCUCUCCAUGGCACUCUGGGCCAUGGCGAAGCUCAUUGGCCGAAGGGCUCGUGCCAAUAAAACCAGCGACGCCUUCGAGGCGGUCUCAAGGUUUGCAGAGGCUGUUGCCGUCGAAGCCACGUCCCGCGUCCACGACUUCAGCCCGCAGGGCGUAUCAACCAUCGCUUGGUCUUUGGCCACCCUGGACAUGGUCACCAGCCUUGACACUUACAACUUCUUCAACCUGGCUGCCCAAGUUGCAGCUGCGAACAUCCGUGCAUACCCGCCGCAGGCCAUCGCCAACUGCUGCUGGGCAUUCAACCGCCUGGGUCGCAAGGAAGCCGUUCUGGCACGCUUCGGCAAAGCCGCGGCAGAAGAGGCCAUGAGGAGGAUCGACGAGUUUUCGUGGCAGGACCUGCAGGGAGCAUUGGAGAAAGGCAACCCCGUGGGAAAGCGCCUAGUAACUACGGGCCGGUGCACUGGGUGA
Molecule: messenger RNA, 1776 nt
Organism: Symbiodinium sp. CCMP2456
Lineage: Eukaryota; Dinophyceae; Suessiales; Symbiodiniaceae
Source: the annotation of a GenBank genome assembly